GUUUGGCUAUGGGUAGUGCCGUAGCACCUGUUGCUGCUAAUAUGUAUAUGGCACAGGUAUUAAUAGAAUCAUUUGGAGAACCAGGUAAUAAUGCUUGGUCAUCAAUAAUAAUGAUUAGGUCGUAUAUAGAUGAUCUUUUCGCUGUUAUGACUGAUGAUUUUCCUCUUGAUUUUAUUGGACAUAAGAUUAGUAAUGUCGCUUCUCCAUCUAGAUUUGAACUAGAAGGCGUCAUGGGUAAUAAAGUAUCAUUUCUAGACUUAGAAUUAGAAAUAUGCGUUAAAUUAUCAUCUGUCAAUAAGGCUUAUGCAUGUGUUUCUAUAAAACCGUAUGAUAAACCUACGAACAUUCAUGCCUAUACAGAUACUGAAUCUUAUUAUCCCUAUAAUUAUCGUUACUCUUGGAUUCAAGGCGAAAAUAUUCGCCUUAUUCGAAACUCGGAUAAAGAAUUUUCCUAUGAAAAAGCACUAUAUGAAUUCAAGUACUUUUUGGAAAAUAGAAGAUAUCCGAAAGUUGAAAUUAAUAAGCAUCUAAGGCUUAACAACUAUUCUGACAGGAAUGACUUAUUAUUAGUCAGGGACUUUAAAAAAGAUUUUAUAAGUCAAAUUGAUUUUAUCAUACCUGUACAAAAUACUCCAAGUCGUGACAUAAUUAUCAAAUUAUUUAGAAAGGUAUUUAAGAUUUAUAAUUGCAAUGCUACCGUACAAUCAAAUCGAAUUCUUAGAGUCGCAUUUCCUGUACGGAAAGGAACAGCA
This is a messenger RNA of Racocetra persica, 752 nucleotides long. The record is from the annotation of a GenBank genome assembly. Lineage: Eukaryota; Fungi; Glomeromycota; Glomeromycetes; Diversisporales; Gigasporaceae.